Messenger RNA from Arachis ipaensis, 531 nucleotides. The record is from RefSeq and is a predicted model, not a curated record. NCBI's taxonomy places the organism in Eukaryota, Viridiplantae, Streptophyta, Magnoliopsida, Fabales, Fabaceae.
AUGUAUCAAGAUAAAAUUGAGCAGGAAGCUGUGAAUUCUGAGGAUUUAGGGAAGCAAGAAUUUCAAGCAAUGUUUGAUGGGAACGAUUUUUCACAUCAGAUAGCAUUUGAUUUCUAUAACCAUUAUGCAAAAUCUGUUGGUUUUGGUGCUAGAAAAAGUAAGACUUGGAAAAAUAGCAAAGGAGAAUAUGUGAAGCAAUUGUUUGUGUGCUCUCGUGAGGGAUUUAGACCAGAGAAAUAUUAUAAUAUAAAAAACAGAAAAAGAAAACCGAAAUCUGAGACUCGUUGUGGUUGCCUGGCUAGGUUUGUAGUUCGUUUUAUGGCUUACACUGGAAGAUGGCAUGUGGCUUUGUUGGUUGAAUCGCACAAUCAUGAUUGCCUUAAUCCUAGGGAUAUGUAUAAUGAGAUUGCCAAGCGAAGGCGUCAUGUCCUAGGUGAUGCUAAAGCAGCAUUGCAAUACCUCAAAAACAAGAAAGCUGAAGAUCUUUGCCUCUAUUAUGAGCACAUAGUUGAUGCUAAAGGGGUAUCAUGA